Cuculus canorus (common cuckoo) is the source of this 5643-nucleotide messenger RNA. RefSeq names its product mono-ADP ribosylhydrolase 2 (gene MACROD2). The transcript is spliced from 19 exons. The coding region runs from base 156 to 1544 and encodes 462 amino acids. The record is from RefSeq and is a predicted model, not a curated record. Gene Ontology annotation, cellular component: nucleoplasm. NCBI's taxonomy places the organism in Eukaryota, Metazoa, Chordata, Aves, Cuculiformes, Cuculidae. Gene Ontology annotation, molecular function: ADP-ribosylglutamate-[protein] hydrolase activity. Gene Ontology annotation, biological process: purine nucleoside metabolic process; peptidyl-glutamate ADP-deribosylation; DNA damage response.
UGCGGGGGUGCGGGGCGAGGCGUGCCCGCCGCGGGGAACGGGAGAGCGAGGGGUAGGAGCAUCGCGGUGCGGGUCUGGCGCUGGCGCGGCGUCUCCUCCGCCCCCUCGUGAGCCUGGGGAACCUGCAGCUCAAAGCCGCCGCCAGCCACGCCAGCAUGUACCCCGGCAACAAGAGGAAAAAGCUCUGGCGGGAGGAGAAAGAGCGUUUACUGAAGAUGACUUUAGAAGAAAGACGCAAAGAGUACUUAAGGGAUUAUGUUGCAUUGAAAAAUAUUCCAACAUGGAUGGAAGACUUAAAAAGUAAGAGCGAAAGUGAUGGUGAAAAUACUAAAGAUGAUCUGCAGGGGAAGAAAAGUCUGAGCGAGAAAGUUUCUCUCUAUAGAGGUGACAUAACACUGCUUGAGGUUGAUGCCAUCGUUAAUGCUGCUAAUUCCAGCCUUCUUGGAGGUGGAGGAGUGGAUGGCUGCAUACACCGAGCUGCUGGGCCCUGCUUAGUCGCUGAAUGUCGUAACCUGAGUGGCUGUGAGACUGGACAAGCAAAAAUUACAUGUGGAUAUGACCUACCUGCAAAAUAUGUGAUCCAUACUGUUGGGCCAAUCGCAAGAGGCCAUCUCACUGAUGAUCAUAAAGAAAACUUGGCAAGUUGCUAUAAAUCCUCUCUGAAACUGGCAAAAGAAAACAACAUUAGAUCAAUUGCAUUUCCCUGUAUUUCAACAGGAAUUUAUGGUUUUCCAAAUGAGCCUGCUGCUGUCAUUGCCCUUAACACUAUUAAGGAAUGGUUAAGCAAGAAUCACAGUGAGGUGGAUCGUAUCAUCUUCUGCGUUUUUUUGGAGAUUGACUACAAAAUUUUCAAGAAGAAAAUGGGCGAGUUUUUCCCUCUAGAUGAUGCUAAUGAAGAAGGGACUGAGCUGAGUGAAGAGACAGAAGGAUUGGAACAAAAAGACCAGCAUCCAUCUCCUACAAAGAGCAAAGCAGAGCAGCCUGAGGAUCUGCAAGAUGAUGCUGAAGGUGGUAACAGCACAGAGGAGAAGCAAAACACUGAAGAAACCGAGAUCCAAAGCAGAGAAACAGAUGAGACAAAAACUUCAGCUGAAGCCAGCCUGUCAUCAUCAGAAGAAACAGAGCUGAGUGAGGAUAAAGACUCCCUGAAAGAUUCCAAAGGUGCACAGGAGAGUGACCCAGUGCAUCCUGUGGGAUGUGAACAAGAUCAGGCAGAAGGAGAACAGGAUGUUUCUGCAGAGGAGAUGAAAACUGCAGCAGAUUCCCAAAGCUCCUGCAUGGAAAUAGAAGAGCCAUUGCUGAACCAAGAAGACACAACUGAAGCUGAGAUACCUUUGAUUCAUGAUGCAGAGGAAAAAGAAGAAGGAGGGAAAGAAGAAGGAGGGAAAGAAGAAGGAGGGAUGCAAGAGAAAGAGGAAACUUCUGAGGAGCCUAUGAAAGUUGACCUCACUUGUGAAGCAGCAGAUGUUUCAAAUAAGGAUGCUGAAAUGAAUAGUCAAGUUGAAAGUAUAAAUGAUCCUACAGAAACAGAGCAGGAAGGUUAAGCAGCAGCAAAGGAAGUAUGCAGGAGGGGAGAAACCCGACGGGCAGGCGCUGACAUCCUACGGCAUCAUUCUUGGCAGAAAGAGCACGCAGAGAUGCUCUGCGGGUUGGGAGGGAGGGAGCUUUGGGGAAAUGACAUUUUGCUUUAAUUUCUCUUUGUUCUUCAUUGCAUUUUGUCCUGUACGCCUGUUGGAAAGAAACAUCACUUCCCAGUUCUAACAAUGUUUUGCAAUUAUCCCUGUAAUUACAACAGUUUCUCCUGAACUGUGAGUCCCUGUCUUAAUAUUGGGUCUCUCUUCCUCCUGCAUUUUAUCAUCAGUAGCCUGUUUCCAGGCCCACUCGUUUUCUAGCAUCUUUAUCUUCUUUCCUAGUUACGGUACUGACUGCAGGCAACCUGUGGGAGCCAGUUUAUUCUUCAUGGCAUCAUCACCACAACCUUUCUAAAAAAAACCCCUAUUCCCUAGGAUAUAAAUGGAAAUUUUCUUUGAGAACAUGAACUGCCACAAAGGAUUAUAAUCCACACACACUGAUAAACAAUCCCUCCUUGUGCUAGGGAUUUGAAACACUAAAUGCUCCAAAAUCUCAGAAAUAUUGAUAGAGACAGCCCUGCACGUUGCCUACCUCCAGUCUCAUCGAUCGGCAGCUCCUCCCAGCACCCGCCAGCUAGUUGCCAUAUCCAAACACCGACUGCUUAGAAUAGGCACUGGCCAGAUUCUCUUGAGCCCGUACUAGAAGCAGAGUUUGUGCAUUAAGUCUAUCAUCCCUACGCCUUGGGAUUGCCCGUGGCUCUGCCCUUCACCUUUCUCUCUGGCAUAGAACAGGUAAAUCUCAACCAGCCUACCCUGUGCCAUCUCCCUCUGUGGGUCCUACACGUGAAUAAUGCACAUGGCCUCGAACAGCCAGCACCCCACAUCAGCCUGCUCUCUUCUGGUUAGCUCCAUGCACCUCAAAAUCAGUGCCAUACGUACAACUUUCAGGUGCAGGUAGACAACAGAUAUUUCCUCGAGCCUGCGAGUGACAGAGAAUAACAGGCACUCUACAUUCAAGGCAUCUUUAAAUAUGGCUCCCAGCUUUAACAACUUCACACCGUAUCUUGUGUGAGCCCUCAUUAUAUUUUCUACUGCAUAUGCAUGAUUUCUUUUUUUUUUAAUUUUUUUUAAAGCAAUUAACAGAUAUUUGGAUAAGAAUGUCUCACCAUAUGUCAAUUGUUCUGCCAGCAAAUGCUGCACUGAAAUUUUUAGAAAAGGAACAAAAGGGUUUCACAUACAUUUCCCAGCUGUCCUGUAACCAAAACUGAUAGACAAUACACUCAAUGGAAGAACACGCAACCUGUGUCUAGGGUGUGAUAUGCUACAAAUUGUAUUUUAAAAUGCUGCUGAUAAUAAUUUGAUCACUGUAAGCAAAGUAAUUGAUUCUGGUUUGAGGUUUUUUUCCUCCCAAAUAUGCAUGGAUCCCAAAAUAUUUAUUUAAUAGCUGGCAAAAAAAAAAAAAAAGAAAAAAAAGAAAAGGGAAAAAAGAGAUAAGAAAGAGAAAAAGAUAUAGCUCUGUCUUCCUGUGAUCUGGUUUUAUCCCAGAUAGAGAAGAUUUGAUGAUAAGUUGCUGGUGUAACAGUGACUCAAAUGUGGCCCUUAUUUACCUAGCACUGGCUAUGGCAGUUGAUGCCUGCCAUUGUCUGCAGGUUAAUCUGAAAGGAUGUCAAGACAAACAAAGUUUAGAAAGGAAAGCAAGAAAAGCCCCAGGUUUCACCUAGAGAGUACAGCCCCUGUCUCCCUGUGUGUGGCUCCAGUGUGUUUUCUUGUGGUGGGAUCAGAAGAGUGUUUCCGUGUGCUGGCUCCUGUGGUGUUUUAACCCAGGUGACACUAGCAUCAGAGAUCUCAAGGAACUUCUUUGUCACCCAUUUGUCUUGGAGAUCAGUGGAUGCAUAGCUCUGUAUUGGAUGAACUGCAGAAGGGAUAAAUGAGCCAACAUAAGCCUAUGAACUGGGUUUAAAAUAUUGCUAAGUUUAUCUAAAUUUGCUAGAUACCACUCGUCUAGGCAUUGUUCUUCUCAGAGGACCCUUGAAAGGACUCCUUGUUCCCUUUGAGAUGUGUCUGCUGCUUUUCUUGCCCAUGUCUGGCAUCAUGCAUGACAGAACAUGUCUUUUGGGGCAUGGAUUAUUUUUUCCCUGCUGUUCCUUCACUGAUUGCAGUUUUGCAGUAGAGGUUUUGCGAGUGGUACCUCUGCAUGGUGCACAUCUUAUGGGUUUCUGUAUGAUUUCCACAGCAGGUGGUUUUGGUUGAAACAGCCUGUCAUGAUAGGUGUAAGAGAAACAGAUAAAUACCUCUACGAAAGGGAGAAUCAACAUGUUAGGUGUCUCUCCUCAGUUUCUCUUUUGUGUGGUUGUUGUGAAAAGAUCAGGAUUGAAGGGCUUCCACAAUCUAGGUAAGUGAGGGCACUGACCCUGCAGGGCCAGGAAUAAACUUGGCAAGCUCAGCUUUGAGCUGUAUGAAAUGUUGAAGAGAUCUGAGGUGGCCACGUCCUGAGCCAAGGUGAACUGAGCUUCACAGAGCUGAGAAAACUUCAGUCAAUGGAUUAACCGGUCCCCUGAGUCUAGCUCUGCUCUUCUUUCUGUCAUGCUGGCCCAUGGACAACAUUAUUGGAGCUGUAGGUUGCCAUAAGCUGCACACUGCCUUUCCCUCUCACCAUUGCUAGCCUUUGUUUUAGUGACUGAGCCAAAGGCAAAGCCCCACAGGAGGCCGGCUGCCAAGGUAUUGACAGUUCAACAGGGAGACAAAGACCCCUUAAACUCCUUCUGAAGUCAGGCCAAUAGUUAAAAAAAAGAAAAAAAAAACCCCAAAAAACUGUGAAGACUUAUCACAUUAGGCACUCUCCAACGCCUGACAGUAAUUUCAUUGCACUUUUCAUUUAAACUUGGUCCUUGAACAGCAGCGAGUCUUUGAAACCAUGAACCGUUUACCCAAGGAUGCAGCAGAAAAGCGUGAAACCUGGGUAGGAAGUGUAAAGCAAGGAGCUAGUUGUAGGAGCUGGUUAAAUCCUUACAGAACAAUUUGCACUUGCAUCUAUAUCUGUCUUUCUUCAGGUGGGUUUUGGUUUGAGUUGUGGGUUUUCAUCAGUCAUUGAGUAUAGUUUGGCAGUAUGAAUUUUUCAACUGAAUUAGUAGUCAAAGCUAGACCCAUGCCCCUCAGUACAGUCUCUUCUGCCUUUGCUGGAGCUGCGGAAAUGCAGGGAACUGGUUUUGUAGAAGAGCAAGCAUCAGACCAAGAAUCACCCCACAGGGAUUUAUGUCAAGGAUUUUGGUUUAAACCUGAAAUGUGUUUGCAGUAGAUGGUGUAAAGGGAAUAAUAGCCCUUUGAUGCUGUGGUUUGCAUACAAAGUAUUGGGCUCUGCUUCAUCAUUGCUUUUCCUAUGUCGCAAAGUGCUCAUCCCUACCGUAAGGUCUAAUGUCCCUCAGGCUGGUAGCUGCUCCAAUGACGAAUGGGUUUCCUUCCAUACAGACAUCCAAAGGGGAUGUUUGAGACUAUGAUCUGUAGUAAUAGGUCACACAUUCAUUGCAGCUAAUUGUCAAUCUUUCUAUAAAACACUGAGAAAGCCUCUCUGUGAAUUAACACUGUUUUGCUUUAGACUUUUGACAGAAAAUAUACACAUCAAAAACCCUUUUCUCUAUAUGCAGUGCAUGCCGGCUUUGCAUUUAAAAUAACUAUCUAUCUUAACAGAGUGCGUGGAUCUAUUUUCUCGGGGAAUGGGGUUUUUAUCAUAUGAUUCAUCCAGGAUUUGCCUUACCCUGACAUUUGUGAUAUAAAGAAAGGUUUAAAAAAAAAAUUAAAAAUUAAAAAAUUUUAAGAGGUAAUUUUCUUGAUCCAAAAAUAUGUUUUUACUGCAAUGCAAAGAAAUGUAGACUGUUGCUUGCAAAAUGUCUUCUAAUAGAUGAUCUAGCAGCUCUAUUGGUUAACACAUACCUCUUCUGUUACUCUAUCAUAAUUUACAUGCUGAAUUUGCCUCUUAAUCUGUUAUUUUUCCUUUUGUCUGUGCCAUGCGUUGGAAAACUUAAAGAACUGAUGCCUUCAUACUACAAUGUUUGUUGAAGCAAAACAUUAAUAAAGC